Messenger RNA from Oncorhynchus tshawytscha (Chinook salmon), 1818 nucleotides. RefSeq lists its product as uncharacterized. Bases 123 to 1142 code for a protein of 339 amino acids. The record is from RefSeq and is a predicted model, not a curated record. NCBI's taxonomy places the organism in Eukaryota, Metazoa, Chordata, Actinopteri, Salmoniformes, Salmonidae. The transcript has 6 exons.
UAACUUGACUUUGCUCAGGAUGUUUUGAAGCUUUCUCGAGGGUUACAGAAAAUACUAGUAGUGGUCAUAUAAGGAUUUGUGGCUGUUGGCCUGAAUUAAGAAAUGAAGAAAUACAGAGAACGAUGGAGAGCAAGUUCUGCAUUUUGACCGACACAGAAGACCUCAGAACCCUAAUUUCAAGUACCGCAAAUAAUCAGCAAAUUGAAAGGACAAAGACUUUGUUUGAGGAGAUCCGUGCAUCCAUCAACAACAAUGAAGAAGAGGACCGUUCCUUUUGGAGGCCUGUGCUCCCAUGGGGGGGUGUCUACACCAUCAGGGCGGGGAGGAGGGCCAUCUCAUGCACGCCUCUGUAUGUUAAGAUAAGCCUAAAGAACACCUGCACAAUUGACGGGUUCCUCAUGAUCCUCUAUAUAAUACUGAGAGACAACCAUAGCUUUCCCCGAGAGGUGGGCAUCUUUCUGGGCAGGCAGUUUGUAGAGCAUUUCCUCUACCUGAUGGACUCGUAUGACUACACCACCGUUAAGAUGCUGUGGAUCUGGGACAGGAUGUCCAAAAGGCAGUACCGCUCAGUGAUCCACCAUGCAGCGUUGGAGAUCGACCUGUUUGGUAACGAACAUGAGAACUUCACCAAGAACUUAGAGACAAUGCUGUCCACUAUGCAGGAGAGCCUAUGCACCAACUGGAGCUGUCCUGCUCGCUUCCAGGAGUUCUUACAGAGAACCAUCAACAUCAAUCCUCCUCAUGAGCUGCCCCAUAGAGAUCCCAUUCAGUCAGCGGUGGAGGAGUUCUUCUGUCCCAAAAUCAUUCUCUGCAAAGAACUGGGGUGUAAUGGGUUGAGGGAGUUCUCUCAGAGGGUCUUCUGCCAUGGCCCACCUCCUUUUGUCAUUCUCAACAUGCAGCUAUGGAAGUCUGAGGAGCUGUCCUACGUUCCUUACCAUCUGGCUCUGUCCCAACACAGGUACUCACUGGAAGGCGCCACACUCUUCAACAAGGAGGAGCAUCACUACUCUGCAGCCUUCCAGAUAGACGGCUACUGGAUGCACUAUGACGGGCUGAGGAGCGACAAUCUGAUCCUGUUAAACAAGCCCCCUGAACUCCUGCUGCUCUCUUCCCUUGUCUACAUCCGCGCCUCAGACAAAUGAGGUGCACAAAGGGUCCUGACGGGACACAGAAGGAAGGAGGGAGACACUCAACAGCACUAAUAGAAAGGAAUCUUUAGAAAAUUGCUCACCCUACACUUACACCUUCCUGUCUUUUUGUUGCCCUUAAUUCACAGAAAAAUAACCCUUUACCUUACAUUUAGUUAAUCAUGGUUUUGUCUUCCAUUCCUCAGUGAGAACAUACCAUAACAUUUUUUUAGCACCAAAUCAUAUUUUAAUGACAUGUCAACAACUUCCUUGUUCUGUUUUAUAUUUUUAAGAUUAUUUUCGAAAUGAUGUGCUCUAUUUUGCCUUACUGUUGCCUCUGAAACUCUGUGUGCAAAGUGAUAAGUGCGUCUUCUCUUUGGGCAUGCUUGGAAUCCAAGAAUUUAUGUAUGAACUAUAGUAGUUCUGGGCAGGUAUGCAUAUUGAAGAAUGAACUCAAACUUAAAUUGUUUUACUGCGUAAAUGUUUGUUGAAAAGUUUGCUUGCAGUGUGUUCUCUUGGGUGGGAUGGCAUUCAGAGAAGCAAAUUCAGCUAAUUCAACUUUGAUGUAGACUUGUCAACAGGGUAUAUAAGCUAGACCAGCAAAGCUUCUGUGAGAGUUGGUACAAUACUACAAUCUAUUUGUGCAUACCAGCCCUGACUUCAGAUUAAACUGGUGCUUUUUUAAAUACUA